Messenger RNA from Colletotrichum karsti, 1860 nucleotides. RefSeq lists its product as uncharacterized. The coding region runs from base 1 to 1860 and encodes 619 amino acids. NCBI's taxonomy places the organism in Eukaryota, Fungi, Ascomycota, Sordariomycetes, Glomerellales, Glomerellaceae. The transcript has 4 exons. The record is from RefSeq and is a predicted model, not a curated record.
AUGUGGCUGCUCAAGGUCGUGACUAUCGCGACGGCGGUUGCAGCAGGGCUGCAGAUUGAACCUCCUUCCCACGGGGCAAGCAGGAGCGGAGGCAACGUCGUCGGCUCCACCAACAUCAACGGCGGCACCAACGCCACCACCUCCACCUCCGCCUCCUCCACCGCCAGCGCCGCCAACGACUUCAACGACAACAACAUCAUCGUCAAGUCCGCCACCACCGCCCCCGCCGCCAUCUACAACGCGUCCGACAACGACCUCAGUAGCUGUGAAGACGACAUCUUCGGCACCACCUCCGCCUCCACCUCCUCCGGCAACAUCAACUCAGCAAGCACAACCGACCACUGUUCCGCCGCCUGUCUUUUCACCUUCAAACCCUCCACCACAAACGACUCCUCAAGCUCGUUCUUCGGCACCGCCAACAGCUCUUCCUGCUGUGACGACCAGUGCGGGAGCCGCACUACCCCAACAGCCGCCUCCUUCCCAAGGAGGAUUUACCGAGCCAAUGCCAAGCGUGGCCACAAAUUCUUGCUCUCGGAUUUGAUGUUCGACUUCUGUAUGGUUCGCAAUGUCACCUGUAUCAUGAGAAUUAUCUGGGCUUUUGAGAAGGCUCGUGUUGUUAUUCUCAUUGCGUUGAUCGUGCAAUUUGGAGGCGCUGUGGUCAUAAUGGUCGUCAACAUUUUCUUCGCCCAGAGAAUUAUCCGGUCAAUCCACCCCAACUUUGGCUGGCAUCCCUUCUUUGGCGUUGCCACUCUCUUUUUCAUUUUCUCUGUGCCAGCUGUUAUUCUGAACAACAGUACAGCUUUGGGCGUCUCGUUCUACCACAUCGAAGACCAGGACCGCGUCGACACUGCUCUCAAUGUGUUGAAGGCCGGAGUUUCGUGGAUUAUGCUUCUGGCUGUCCUGCCUGUUGUAUCUGUCUUGUUUGCUUCCAUCAUUCCGGGUCCCAAGCCUGAGCGAUUCGGCGUUGGAGACACUCACCAGAAGAUCGCUGUCUUAUUGACAGGCGCCAUUCUCCUAAUCGCGGGCCACGCCGUGCGUCUCUCGUCAACUCUCAACCCCGAGCCUCCCGAUUCACAGAACAAACUCCUCAGCAAGGAGGUCUUUUAUACAACGGGUUUCAUGCUCGAGAUCUUCGUUGUGGUCUUUUAUGCUGUCAUCCGCAUCGACCUUCUCUUUCACGUUCCCAACGGAUCGAGCCAGCCAGGCGACUACUCGCGGAAGCCUAAGCCCGGAGAAGACGACUACGAGGCCGCACUUCUCACAAAGGAGGAGAUCGAAGAUGAGAUUGCGGCAAUGGGUCACCCGUACGAGAUUGUCGAUUCGUCUGGCUUGGGCAGGGAUGGCUCUGGUCGGACCAUUGUCGCUUUCAGCACCCGCCGUAUGAACGGCGAGAAGCCAGUUGUGCUACCGCCUCGACCUCAGGCCUACAGCAGAGUACAGUCCAUCAGAGGCUCCGUCAGGUCGGUUCGCGGAUCACUGAGAUCGGCACGUGGUGGAAUAUCUCGGAUGAUGUCUGGGCGGAUGACGCCGGCCCCGUACCUCAACCAGGUCGACGUCUCCCAGCCGGCAUUCAACGACAAUGCGUUCGGCACGAGUCGCCACAGCCAAUAUGGUGUUGCGCAGCCAUUGUUCAUUCAGUCUCGCUUUAGCAGAUACACGGACCCUGAUGAUGAGAGAUCUGCUUUGAGACCUGACAUCAAUCGACCUGACAGCCAUCGGCCUGAGAGUCAAGCUACAUCUGGCGAAAUUCCUUUGAGUCUCGAUCGCGAAGGCCUUGGUUAUGACGACGGACGUCGGAUGAGGAGGUCUUCGAUACAAAAGUUCAACGUGUUGGAGAGGGAAGGUGGUCCUUUGAAAUAG